Molecule: messenger RNA, 4012 nt
Organism: Mercurialis annua (annual mercury)
Lineage: Eukaryota; Viridiplantae; Streptophyta; Magnoliopsida; Malpighiales; Euphorbiaceae
Product: probable manganese-transporting ATPase PDR2
Exons: 22
Coding region: 177-3755 (1192 amino acids)
Biological process (GO): intracellular calcium ion homeostasis
Cellular component (GO): endoplasmic reticulum membrane
Molecular function (GO): ATP binding; P-type ion transporter activity; ATP hydrolysis activity
Source: RefSeq, a predicted model, not a curated record
UGCACUUGUUUUACUUCCAACUCUCCGGCCACAACACAAGAGCUAUAUGUUCUUAUUUUUUCUGUUUUUCAUCCAAAAUCAGAUGAAAAAUUAAUUCAAAACAAACAAACAGUAAACGCCUCUCUACCGGAGCAGUUGAUCCGGCGGGUGAAAUCUGAUAUCCAGGGUUUACAGAGAUGUCGCGAUUCGACGUCGGUGGAAAAGUAGUGGAGAGAGUAGAUUUAUUAAGAAAAAAACAUUGGCCAUGGCGAUUAGAUGUUUGGCCUUUUGCAAUUUUAUACAGUAUUUGGCUGACUACAAUUGUUCCUACCAUUGAUUUCUCUGAUGCAACCAUUGCUCUUGGUGCCCUUGUUGCUCUUCACAUUUUGACCUGCCUUUUUACUGCUUGGUCUAUUAAUUUUAAAUGCUUUGUUCAGUAUAGUAAGAGUAAUGAUAUUCAUGCUGCUGAUGCGUGUAAAAUAACUCCAGCUAAGUUUUCCGGUUCUAAAGAAGUUGUUCCGUUGCAUUUUCGGAAGCAGUUUGAGGGCUCUUCAGCCCUGGGGGAUGUAGAAGAGAUCUACUUUGAUUUCAGAAAGCAGCAUUUCAUAUAUUCAAAAGAGAAAAAGACAUUUUGCAAGCUUCCUUACCCCACUAAGGAAACUUUUGGCUACUACCUUAAAUGUUCUGGUCAUGGUUCUGACGCUAAAGUAGCUGUCGCUACUGAAAAAUGGGGACGAAAUGCAUUUGAUUAUCCCCAACCUACAUUCCAGAAAUUAAUGAAAGAGCAUUGCAUGGAGCCCUUUUUUGUGUUUCAGGUCUUUUGCGUGGGGCUUUGGUGCUUGGACGAAUAUUGGUAUUACAGUUUGUUCACUCUAUUCAUGCUGUUUAUGUUUGAGUCUACAAUGGCAAAAAGUAGGCUGAAGACUUUAAGCGAGCUCAGGCGUGUUAGAGUAGAUAGUCAAACCUUGAUGGUCCACCGCUGUGGAAAGUGGGUGAAACUCUCUGGGACUGAGCUCUUGCCUGGAGAUGUUGUCUCCAUUGGACGUUCCUCUGGUCAGAAUGGUGAAGAUAAGUCAGUUCCAGCAGACAUGCUAUUAAUUGCUGGAAAUGCCAUUGUAAAUGAAGCUAUUCUCACAGGCGAGUCUACUCCGCAGUGGAAGGUUUCUGUCAUGGGUAGAGGAAACGAGGAAAAGUUAUCAGCAAAGAGAGAUAAAACCCAUGUUUUAUUUGGCGGUACGAAAAUAUUACAACAUACUCCAGAUAAGUCCUUUCCUCUGAGAACACCUGAUGGUGGUUGUUUGGCUGUUGUUUUACGAACUGGUUUUGAGACAAGUCAAGGGAAACUGAUGAGGACAAUUUUAUUUUCCACUGAGCGGGUCACUGCCAACAGCUGGGAAAGUGGGCUCUUUAUUCUAUUUUUAGUUGUAUUUGCAGUUAUUGCUGCUGGUUAUGUACUAAAAAAGGGACUAGAAGAUCCAACAAGGAGCAAAUACAAGCUCUUCCUAAGCUGCUCACUUAUUAUAACUUCUGUGAUCCCACCCGAGUUGCCUAUGGAAUUGUCCAUAGCAGUUAAUACAUCUCUUAUUGCGUUGGCGCGACGUGGAAUAUUUUGUACAGAACCUUUUCGGAUUCCGUUCGCUGGAAAGGUUGAUAUUUGUUGUUUUGAUAAAACUGGAACGCUCACGUCCGACGACAUGGAGUUCCACGGAGUUGUUGGAUUGAGUGGCGAAAUGGAUUUAGUAUCUGAUAUGACCACAGUACCUGUUCGAACUGUAGAAAUUUUGGCUUCUUGUCAUGCCUUGGUGUUUGUGGAUAACAAGUUGGUUGGUGAUCCUCUUGAGAAAGCUGCACUUCAAGGAAUAGACUGGAGUUACAAAUCUGAUGAGAAGGCUAUGCCAAAAAAGGGAGGUGGCAAUGUUGUGCAGAUUGUUCAGAGACAUCACUUUGCAUCCCAUCUGAAGCGAAUGGCAGUCGUUGUUCGCAUAAAUGAGGAGUUUUUUGCUUUUGUGAAGGGAGCACCAGAAACCAUCCAGGAUAGACUCAUUGAUUUACCACAAUCCUAUGUUGGUACCUACAAGAAAUUUACACGUCAAGGGUCUCGUGUUUUGGCUCUUGCUUUCAAGUCCCUUCCAGACAUGACAGUCAGUGAAGCUAGAAGCUUGGAUAGAGAUGUAGUAGAGAGUGGCCUUACUUUUGCUGGGUUUGCGGUAUUUAAUUGUCCUAUAAGAGCAGACUCGGCCACCAUUUUAUCUGAAUUAAAGAAUUCUUCACAAGACUUGGUGAUGAUAACUGGUGAUCAGGCCUUGACAGCAUGCCAUGUUGCUAGUCAAGUGCAUAUCAUAACUAAACCAGCACUAAUUCUGAGUCCAUCACGGGCUGCUGAAGGAUAUGAGUGGAUAUCACCAGAUGAGUCAGAAAUUGUCCAUUACAGCGACAAAGAGGUUGACUCUUUAUCAGAGACACAUGAUCUCUGCAUUGGAGGUGACUGCAUUGCAAUGUUGCAGCAAAGUUCUGCGAUUCUUCGUGUCAUUCCUUUUGUCAAGGUAUUUGCAAGAGUUGCUCCAGAGCAAAAGGAGCUUAUCAUGACGACUUUCAAAAUGGUGGGAAGGAUGACAUUGAUGUGUGGGGAUGGAACGAAUGACGUCGGAGCUCUGAAGCAGGCCCAUGUUGGCGUUGCACUACUAAAUGCAGUUCCUCCUGCACAAAGUGGAAAAUCAUCCGCAGAAGUAUCUAAAGAUAAAAGUCUGAAGUCUGUGAAAUCAAAAAAAUCUAAGCUGGCAUCAGAAGUGGCAAUGAAGGCCAGUCUAAAUGGAGAAGGCUCUUCAAAAAGCAAGGUUGUUGCAAAACCAGAUUCCAGUAGCGUCUCUGUUGGUAAUCGGCAUCUGACUGCUGCAGAAAUGCAACGUCAAAAGCUAAAUAAACUAAUGGAAGAGAUGAAUGAAGAGGGCGAUGGUCGCUCAGCUCCUAUUGUCAAACUUGGAGAUGCCUCAAUGGCAUCUCCUUUCACAGCCAAACAUGCAUCGGUAGCUCCUACCACUGACAUAAUUCGCCAGGGUCGCAGUACCCUUGUGACUACUCUUCAAAUGUUCAAAAUUCUUGGCCUCAACUGCCUUGCUACAGCUUACGUACUGAGUGUUAUGUAUUUGGAUGGUGUGAAGCUUGGUGAUAUUCAGGCCACAAUCAGUGGCGUAUUUACGGCUGCAUUUUUUCUGUUUAUCUCUCAUGCACGCCCUCUGCCCACUCUUUCAGCUGAACGGCCCCACCCCAAUAUUUUCUGCUCUUACGUAUUACUCUCCCUAUUGGGACAGUUUGCAGUGCACCUGUUUUUCUUGAUAACAUCAGUUAAAGAGGCGGAGAAGCAUAUGCCGGAGGAAUGCAUUGAACCAGACUCUGAUUUUCAUCCAAAUCUGGUGAACACAGUUUCAUACAUGGUGAGCAUGAUGUUGCAGGUGGCCACCUUCGCAGUGAACUAUAUGGGCCAUCCUUUCAAUCAGAGUAUUGGAGAAAAUAAACCAUUUCGGUAUGCCCUCUUGGCUGCUGUGGGUUUCUUUGUUGUCAUCACUUCUGAUCUAUUCAGGGACUUGAAUGAUUGGUUGAAGUUGGUACCUUUGCCUCCUGGAAUGAGGAAUAAGCUUUUGAUUUGGGCAUUUCUUAUGUUCCUUGUUUGCUAUUCAUGGGAGAGAUUGUUGAGAUGGGCUUUCCCUGGUCGAAUUCCAGCUUGGAGAACACGACAACGCUCCGCGGAGGCUAAUUUAGAAAAGAAAAAGCGUGUCUGAAUGUCAUCGGGCAUGUUUUGACAUGUAACAUCUUUAUCCCAUUGAUUUUGAUUACUUGGGAAUUUUUGCAAAUAGAGUAACUAUAUCUUGGAUAGGGAUAGUUCAUAAAAUUAUUAGGUUUUUAUAUUUAUAACCCUCUUAAGAGAUUAUGACAAGACUUUUCAUUGAUCAAGGGGCAAAAAAAAAAACUUUGCCAUGAGUGUUUACUUAUGCCUUAAAACUUGGUUAUAAAUUUUAAAUUUCCAUUUGCAUGAAAA